Pseudomyrmex gracilis is the source of this 960-nucleotide messenger RNA. It is a transcript of the gene Prosbeta5, whose product is annotated as proteasome subunit beta type-5. The coding region runs from base 64 to 921 and encodes 285 amino acids. NCBI's taxonomy places the organism in Eukaryota, Metazoa, Arthropoda, Insecta, Hymenoptera, Formicidae. Gene Ontology annotation, cellular component: proteasome core complex. The transcript has 5 exons. Gene Ontology annotation, molecular function: threonine-type endopeptidase activity. The record is from RefSeq and is a predicted model, not a curated record.
CAAUGACAAGCAGUCGAUGAUUAAUACAGUACUUGGUGAAGUGAGACUAAUAUUCGUGUAAAAAUGGCGCUCGCUGAAGUAAGUGGUAUCAACUCCUUUGUUGAUUUUGGAUAUUCACUCGAAAAAAACAAGAUCGCCAACGAAAUCGAAACGUACACUAAAAAUUUCACUAAUAAUCUUCAAUUGGCAGUGCCACCAUUCAUAAAUCCAGCUGAAACUCUUGGAUGUAUUGCUCAAGGUACUGAUGAAAGCGGAAAACAUUUAAAGCUCAAGUUUGAUCAUGGAACUACAACUUUGGGUUUCCAAUACCAAGGUGGUAUCAUAUUGGCAGUGGAUUCACGUGCAACUGGAGGACAAUUUAUUGGUUCAUCUACCAUGAAAAAAAUAGUAGAAAUCAAUGACUAUCUUCUCGGCACUUUGGCAGGUGGUGCUGCUGAUUGUGUCUACUGGGAUCGUAUUUUGGCAAAACAAUGCCGCUUAUAUGAACUUAGAAAUAGAGAGCGUAUUUCUAUUGCAGCAGCAAGCAAGCUCUUAUCUAAUAUGAUUUAUAAUUACAAAGGAAUGGGACUAAGUAUUGGUAUGAUGCUGGCUGGUUGGGAUAAACGAGGUCCUGGACUUUAUUAUGUGGAUUCGGAAGGCACUCGCGUGCCAGGAAAAGUUUUCAGUGUAGGAUCUGGGUCUGUGUUUGCAUUUGGUGUAUUGGAUUCUGGAUAUAAAUGGGACCUAACUGAUGAGCAAGCUUAUGAACUGGGCAGAAGAUCGAUUUACCAUGCUACACAUAGAGAUGCCUAUUCUGGCGGUAUCAUAAGAGUAUACCAUAUGAAGUCGACUGGCUGGGUGCAUAUCUCGGAUGAAGAUUCUAAAGAUUUGCAUUAUGCAUACCAAAAUGAAAAAAAUUCUCAAUCGCAAACAUCUUCUUAGAUUAGUUUAUAUAUUUUACACAUGGUAUUUGUUUAUAAA